AUGGCCACAGUGACGUUGACGCCACCGACCUACUCUAAACGGAACCACAAAAUUUCAUUAAAACGCAACCCUGAAUGGGUAGAAGUGAGUGAUAAAGCCCACGCGAUUGCAACGUAUUACAUACCGUAUCAUUUAAGGAACAGUGUGGAACAAAAAUCUUUGCGUGGACUACCGAAAAGUUACCUCAUACCUCCGCAACAACCACCAGAGUUGUUUACAUUUAUUGCCAAACUAUGUACGCAUAUGGAAGCUAAAAAUAGUUCUUUUUUUACAGAUUUACCUGAAAGACUUAAUGUAAGGGUGGACAAUUCAAAAACUAAGUUUUUAGGCUUGUGUAAGGAGACGUUUGCUGAUAAAGUAGUGAACUGGGGACGUGUUAUAUCUAUCUUCACCGUAGCAGGUUGUUUUGCUUUACAUUUUUUGAAAAAAAAUCAGCUAUCCACUGUUCAAAAAAUACCACUCUGGGUACAAGAGUUUAUUGACCAAGAAUUGGCAGAUUGGAUUAUCGAGCAAGGAGGUUGGGAGGAUGCAGGUUGGCUACUGAGUCAGAAAAAUUGUCACAAUCUCUUCCAAUUAGGAUAA
This is a messenger RNA of Hydractinia symbiolongicarpus, 582 nucleotides long. Its product is annotated as bcl-2-related protein A1-like. NCBI's taxonomy places the organism in Eukaryota, Metazoa, Cnidaria, Hydrozoa, Anthoathecata, Hydractiniidae. Gene Ontology annotation, biological process: regulation of apoptotic process; intrinsic apoptotic signaling pathway in response to DNA damage; extrinsic apoptotic signaling pathway in absence of ligand. The transcript is spliced from 2 exons. The record is from RefSeq and is a predicted model, not a curated record. The coding region runs from base 1 to 582 and encodes 193 amino acids. Gene Ontology annotation, molecular function: protein homodimerization activity; protein heterodimerization activity. Gene Ontology annotation, cellular component: mitochondrial outer membrane.